Molecule: messenger RNA, 2082 nt
Organism: Cryptosporidium ubiquitum
Lineage: Eukaryota; Apicomplexa; Conoidasida; Eucoccidiorida; Cryptosporidiidae
Exons: 1
Coding region: 1-2082 (693 amino acids)
Molecular function (GO): protein binding
Source: RefSeq, a predicted model, not a curated record
AUGCUAUUUCAUCUGGGUGCAUUAACAUGGCUGAGUUUGUUUGCUCACUAUGCAAAGUUGCAAAUGGAUUCAAUUGAUUUUUCGACUGACUCAGACCAGGAUGAAUGCCGUAUUCAAUGUAAUUUGAAUUUUUUUCCAUAUUGUGCAACAAAUGGGGUAACUUAUAUAAAUGAGUGUUUUUAUUUGAGAGCAAGGUGCUUAGAUCCAAAAAUUCAAUUACAAAAGAUUCCGGGAAUUCCCUGCGGAAUACUUGGUUCUAUGGAUGCUACCAAAUAUACAGGUUGUGAAAAAGGAUGUGCACCUGUAGAAUUUCCAUAUUGUGGAACUAAUGGAGUAACUUAUAUAAAUAACUGCGCAUUAGAUAUAGCCACUUGUGAGGAUUCAAAUAUUCAAUUAGCAAGAUUACCUGGUUUGGCUUGUGGUAGUGAAUCCAAGUUUGAUAUUUCAAGUUCAGAAUGUGAAGGGUUAUGUUCAGAGCAUUAUAUUCCAUAUUGUGGUUCUGAUGGAAAAACAUAUAUAAAUUACUGUGAAUUUAGAAAGUCUAAAUGCAGAAAUCCAACUCUUACAAUUGUAGGUUUUCCAGGGUUGCCAUGUGAAAGUCAGAUUUAUGAUGAGAAAGUUAUAAUACAACAGACAAAGAAAAUUGAAUGUCUAAAAAAAAAUAAAUGUUCUUCCAUAUUGGUUCCUAUAUGUGGAUCUGAUGGUGUAACAUAUAGAAAUCCAUGCGAAUUUAAGAGAGCAAGAUGCAGAGAUCCUACUUUAAGAAGAGCGAAUAUAUUAUUACCAUGUGGGAGUAAAAUAUCUGAUGGUGUGGAAAAUAUUAUUGAUAAAAUGCCGAAUACAACAUCAACAGGAAGCACUAGAUCAUGUUGGUUUAAGUGUACAAAAGUAUGGGAAUAUCCAUUAUGUGGUUCGGAUGGUAUAACUUAUAGCAGUUAUUGUGAGAUGAGAAAUGCUUUAUGUUUGGAUCCUGAUUUGAGAUUAGUAAAAAUUCCUGGAGUAAAGUGUUCUAGUGCUUUUCAAUUUACUAAUCCUGUUAAAAUAGAUAAAUGUAGGGAUGAUUGUCCAUUUGGUAAUACACUAUCAUAUUUGUGCGGAAGUGAUAAUAAGACAUACUAUAGUUACUGUGAAUUUAGUAACAAAAUGUGUCGAAACCCUGAGCUAUAUUUAGCAAAGCCUAUGGGAUUUCCUUGUAAAGAAGAAGAUAGGAGUAAGGAAUUGGAAUCAAAAGCUAAAGAAUACUUGACAUUGGACGAAGUAUAUUUUGGAAUUACAAAUUUCAAGUCCAAUGCAUUUGAGGAAAGGAUAGAAGAAUCAAGAGUUACAAAUAAUUCAAUAAUUGUGAUAAAUAAUGCAAAUUUAAAAGAUAGUGAUCGGAUUAAUGUAGAAAAGAAUACAGGCCUAUUAUUUGAUAAUCGUAUUUAUGACAUUAAUAAUUAUGGUAAUAUUGAGACUAAUAAUACCUUGAAUAAGAAUAUGACUGAAAUGCUUGGGUAUGAAGUUCAUAUGUUACACCAUGGACUAAAGUCAGAUUCUUGUGAAUUUGACUGCAGUAAUUCACCUAGGAUGGCUCAUUGUGGAAGUAAUAUGCUUACAUAUCCAUCAGGAUGUGCUUUUCAUAGAGACCAGUGUAGAAACCCAAAUUUACAACUUUUAUUAGAACCUGGAAAACCUUGUUCACAAUUGGAUAAUUACAGUAUUUCUCAAGAGAAGAUACAGGAUUGUUUGAGGGAUUGUACUCGUUCUCAGAAGGUUUAUCAUUGUUUGAAUACUGGAGAGACUAUAUAUAGUUAUUGUGAAUUUACUUAUUUACAAUGUUUAAUACCUGGAUAUAAGAUCGUUGGCCGUGUUGGAGUCCCAUGUGAUGAUAUCGCUGAUUACAAGUAUUAUAAAAGUUCAUCUAGUGAAAGUGGUUCUGAAUAUCAUCAGGACAGCGAGAGAAUAAAUACUUACGAGGAAAAUAAUUUUGGCGAUGAUUAUUCUGCAAAAGAGCGUGAAUUCCAGAAGAAGAUAAGAGAGAUGCUUAAUGAGAUACCUUCUCAUGAGUAUACCGGCUUAUAUAGGAUGAACCACAACUAUUAA